GACUUAGUUCAGUUCUUGAUUUCUAAUGCUGAGAUGCCAUAUGAUCCUAUGAUCAUUUGACAAAGUUGGAAAUCCUUUCCAUGUUUCAACCUUAGGAAAGGUGGAUUCUUAAUCUAGUAAAGAGAACGUUAAGGAAGCUGUGGGGUUAAUUUUGCUCUGAUAAUGACAAAACCCUGAUAGCAUUUAAUAUCAGUGCUUCUUCACAAAACUCAAUGUCCAUACAAAGUUAAAAAAAAAGAAAAAAGUAGAAUCCUCCUACCUUCUUAAAAAGCCUACUGUGACAGCCACCCCAGCCUCAUUUCUUUCUCCCCUAUGUCCCUCGAUUAUUGCUUUUUUUUUUUUUUUUUUGGUGGUACGCGGGCCUCUCACUGCUGUGGCCUCUCGCGUUGCGGAGCACAGGCUCCGGAUGUGCAGGCUCAGCAGCAAUGGCUCACGGGCCCAGCCGCUCCGCGGCAUGUGGGAUCUUCGCGGACCAGGGCACGAACCCGUGUCCCCUGCAUCAGCAGGCGGACUCUCAACCACUGUGCCACCAGGGAAGCCCCCUCGAUUAUUGUUUAUGUAUGGAAAUUUCCUCCUGAGAAGGCAUGUGUUUCAAUUUAGAGGUAAUGUCCAUGAUACAAAAUAGUGAAAACUGAUUCAUUUGGGGAUGAAACUUGUAACUCUUACCCAAUUGGCGUCAUCCUCUAACCUACAGAGUUAAAUGCAAUAGAACAACAACUCUCCAAGUGCUUUUAAACUCUGCCUUCAUUUCACAGUCCAGCUCAUUCUCUUAUUUUGUUAAGAAGCAAUGUGGUAUGACUGGGAUAAGGAAGAAAAAGAAAAGCAUGUUGUCACUUAAGUGAGACUGCCUCAGAAAUGUUACCAAGUCAGGGUUGGGUGUUUCCUGUCCUUUGGAAGAGAACAGGCCUAAAAUAGUACCUUCCUCAUCCUAUAGCUACAAGGAAGGCACCAUGAUUGAGAUUACAGAUGCUUCCUUAACUGAUUUUUAAUCAAGUGUAAAUUUAAAUACUCAGCAAAAGGAUGGGAAUGAAAAAAUGCUGUAGUUUUACAGGAUCUAUUUCAUGUAAACUUUGUGUCUUGGAACAAAAUAUGAACUACCUAGAGAAUGAUAUUGGAAACUCAGUGGGAGAAACAGUUAUAGAAUCAAAGACCUAUAUUUAAAUUUUGAACCUAGUUAUUAGAUUUUGUGCACAUUAUUUAAUUUCUUUAAGCCUCCAUUUCUUAUGUAAAAUGAGGAAACUAUCUUGUAGAAUUAUUCUAAAGAUCAAAUAAAGGCUUUAAAGCUGUUAGCAGUGUCUGGCCUAGGGUAGAUGCUUAAUGAAUGGCAGCUAUAUCAAUAAUAAUAACUUAAUAUUAUUGAAUAAUUUACCAGGCCAAGAAAGAAAAGGACAUGGGGAGCACAGAGAGGGUGAUAGUAAAAUGAACUGAUUAUAAGUGUAUAUAAAUAGAUUCCAUCAGGCAGGGGUGUCAUGAGGAUCAGCGUGAUAAUGACCUUGUCAAGUGCAAAAGCAAAACAAUGACAUGAAAACAAGUACACUAGGCCCUGAGUGGAGGAGAGAGUUGGAGGCAGACGCUGCAGGACAGAAAGCUGAGUGAAAAGGGGCCUUUGAUUCCACAGGCGCAGAAAUCCACAGCCAGGAAUUUGCUGCCACCUCUGAGUCAGGCAGGGGGCGUGGGUGCCGAAUUCCAUUAGUAGGGAAAUGCCCAGUGGAUUUAGCCCGAGAGUCACAUUUCUUAUUUGGACCAGUAUAGACAGAAACAAACCCAGCUCACUUGUUUCCCGGAACAGUUGAGUUAGGGGAUGGCUUUCACAGAGCAUUCACCGCUGACCCCUCGCCGCCGGGACCUCUGUAGCCGCUCUGUCUGGCUAGCAAGGAAGAUCCGUUCAGACCUGACUGCUCUUACGGAAUCUUAUGUGAAGCACCAAGGUCUGAACGAGAACAUAAACCUGGACUCUGUGCGUGGUGUGCCAGUGGCAAGCACUGAUCGGUGGAGCGAGCUUAGUGAGGCAGAGCGACUCCAAGAGAACCUCCAAGCUUACCGUACCUUCCAUGUUAUGUUGGCCAGAAUGUUAGAAGACCAACGGGUGCAUUUUACUCCAGCUGAAGAUGACUUCCAUCAAGCAAUACAUACCAUUCUCCUCCAAGUCGCUGCCUUUGCUUACCAGCUGGAAGAAUUAAUGGUGCUCCUGGAACACAAGAUCCCUUCCAGUGAGGCUGAUGGGAUGCCCCUUAUUGUUGGAGAUGGUGGUCUCUUUGAGAAGAAGCUGUGGGGCCUAAAGGUGCUGCAAGAGCUUUCACAGUGGACAGUGAGGUCCGUCCAUGACCUUCGAGUCCUUUCAUCUUGUCAAACUGGGAUCCCAGGACGUGGGGGCCAUUAUACUGCUAAGGACAAGAAAAUGUAGCGUUACCCCUCUCUCUCUCUCUCUUACUUGCUUUCUCCUCUAGUGGAAUAUAUGUAGUUUUCUGAGGCCUCACUUUCCCAUUCUUAGUUUCGAAAACCUUUAAAACCACAGGCAUUUUCAUCAGCGGGGGGGAGG
Molecule: messenger RNA, 2539 nt
Organism: Orcinus orca (killer whale)
Lineage: Eukaryota; Metazoa; Chordata; Mammalia; Artiodactyla; Delphinidae
Gene: CNTF
Product: ciliary neurotrophic factor
Exons: 2
Coding region: 1802-2404 (200 amino acids)
Biological process (GO): positive regulation of tyrosine phosphorylation of STAT protein; ciliary neurotrophic factor-mediated signaling pathway; negative regulation of neuron apoptotic process
Cellular component (GO): axon
Molecular function (GO): ciliary neurotrophic factor receptor binding; cytokine activity; growth factor activity
Source: RefSeq, a predicted model, not a curated record